UAAGUAGUUUGCAUAGUCUUCCAUUUCCUGUCCUACUGUACUGAAAAAAAGCACACAACUGUACAGAAAAGAGAGCAGAACGUAAGAGUAUCCUUAUGACCCAGAAAAGAGCAUCCCGUUGCUCUGUUUAUCAUCCUGAUUAAAGCUUUAGUCGCGUAAAACAAAACUUUCCCAUAGCACGUGAACGCGCCAUUACUACCCCCUUUGUCUGUGACUCACUGGGCUGAAAAAUACCGAGGUUUACCGAGAUUUUUUUCCAGGGAGCUCCGCCUACUUUCGCUAUCCUAACCCACAGUUUGAUAUCAGAGUGAGAAACUAAGCGAGUGUGACAGUCAGGUGUUUGGAUACACUUAAGUGUGGAUUUCUGUCGUCUAUUCUUCACCCUCAGCUCACACAUACACCUGUUGAACAUGGGAUUUCUCCUCACAAAGAUGAUGGCUGUGUUCGGGGACAGAGAGCACAAAGUCGUCCUUGUAGGUUUGGACAACGCCGGAAAGACAACAAUCCUCUAUCAAUUUCUGACAAAGGAAGCCGUCCACACGUCGCCCACCAUCGGCAGCAACGUGGAGGAGAUCACAGUCCGUAACACGCACUUCUUAGUUUGGGAUAUAGGAGGGCAGGAGAGCCUCAGAGCCAGCUGGUACUCGUACUACUGCAACACAGAGAUUGUUAUUUUGGUUGUGGACAGCACGGACCGUGAGCGCCUCACCGUCACCAAAGACGAGCUGCACCGAAUGCUCUCACAUGAGGACCUACAAAAGGCAGCCGUUCUCAUUUUGGCCAACAAACAGGACGUAAAAGGCUCGAUGACAGCGGCAGAAAUAUCCCAGUACCUCACGCUUAACUCCAUCACAACACACUCCUGGCAUGUUCAAGCCUGCUGCGCUCUCACAGGAGAGGGUCUGCCUGCCAGUCUGGACUGGAUGAAGUCACAGGUCGUUGCAAACUGAACCACACUCCUGAGGAUCAAACAUCCUCAAACUGAGCCAGCCUCAAAUGCCCUGUGAGGGCAACAGAGACAGGGAUAUUAACAGUAUUUUGGGCAAACAUGGAGGUCCGUGACAGAGCCUGCCCUGCUACAGUGACAGUAUGUCCUGGCCUGCAGUGUGAGAGUCUGCAAGAAGCUGCCAGACAAACAUGGAUGAUAUGAAAGUCUUUAACUCACCAAAAGUCUGUUGAAAACCACUUGAUAUUGAGUACAGUUUUUUCUCAGAUGUAGUUAAAAAGAAUUGCACUGUAAGGAAGGGUUUUUUUACUCAUAGUUUAUUUAAAGUAGAAAAAUUCCAGAUUUGUGUUCAUUAACUUACCUGAUGGGAAAAAUCACAUUAACUUUAAAUUUCUAUUAUACAAAUUUACCAGCACAGACAUAAAUGUUAUAAUUAGAGUUUGUCGAUAUCCAAGCUGUGGGUUUUACAUGUGCUCAACUUGUGCCAGUCAAUUAUUUUACACAGCUUUAUGCACACUGAGAGUAUUUUUGUGCAAAGUUUACUUCAUCAGAAAUCAAGACAAAUCUGUAGAUCUCAAACCUGGAUGUUGUCAUGACCGUGAAUAAAUGCAUAUAAUCUAAAGUACAAAAAAAAUAUUAAAAGCAUAAUCAGAUUAAGCUUAAUGCCUUAAGUCAGUAUACUAAAGUGCAAAUGAUUUCACGUGGAUUAAUCAACAUCUUACAUAACAUACUAUUAAGGGGGAAAGUUCAGCAUCAUUUCCUUGACUUUUACAUGCUUCAACCUAAUUACAAAUCUCAUAUAAUACAUUUUUAAUUCACAAAGUGGGUUAUAUAACCGUCAACUUUAUUACAACCAAGCUCCUGCGCCCUCUGACUGGAAACUGUAAUGUUGAUUUACAACUCACCUCCUGGUGGAUGGAGUUAUAUUUGAUGUCUAUGAUCAACAAACAACCUUUGAAACCUAAAGAUUGUUUUAUUUAUUUAUGAAAAUGAAAAGCUCUUGAACUAUCUAUCUACUGUAUAUUACAGCAUUUUGAAAGGCACUGAGCUAGCUGCUACAGACAAUGAGUCUCAUUUGAAUGUUAUAUGUAUAUUGAGCAUUUUUCUAAAUAAAUUUUAUUAUUGUUAAUAUA
This is a messenger RNA of Cheilinus undulatus (humphead wrasse), 2079 nucleotides long. It is a transcript of the gene arl5c, whose product is annotated as ADP-ribosylation factor-like 5C. Bases 411 to 950 code for a protein of 179 amino acids. The record is from RefSeq and is a predicted model, not a curated record. Gene Ontology annotation, biological process: vesicle-mediated transport; intracellular protein transport; protein localization to Golgi membrane. NCBI's taxonomy places the organism in Eukaryota, Metazoa, Chordata, Actinopteri, Labriformes, Labridae. Gene Ontology annotation, molecular function: GTP binding; GTPase activity. Gene Ontology annotation, cellular component: cytoplasm; trans-Golgi network. The transcript is spliced from 6 exons.